AUGGGGAAAGCUAGUGCCACGGGGACUGGCAAGGGAAAGGCCUCUGAUAUCUCGUCCGCUUUAGGUGACAGUGAUCAUUUCAGAGUCACAGACUCGACUUGCGCCACUUUAUCCACUCCGUCCACCCCCCAACAUAUGUCGCCGAGUUAUGCAGCGAGAUCAGUUUCCAGCAAGCCCCAAGGAAGCUCCAAAUCUUUCGAAUUUGUUUUGGUUACAGACACAGAGUCCAGAAAGCAGGUUCGGCGUCAUGCGAUGCGACAAUAUAUGCGCCAGCGGCGCCUUGACGGCAUUGCACGACUUGAAUCAAGCCGCGCCCAGGUUAGAAGUUGGAACGCAAAUAGUAACUCCGUCAGGGGAGCACCUCUCUCAACGCAGUCAUCGAGAAUUGAACCGCUAGAUGACAAUGAGAAGCCAGUUGAUACUAAAGAUACUUCGAGUCAUGAUGCUGUCGUUCCACCUGAACGGGACAUCUCGAAACUGCAAUAUCAUGAAGAUAUGGUUGACAAUACUAAUGAAUAUAUGAAUACGUUCCUCCAAGAGGUUUGUUCAUCAAAUCUUAAUGUAGUACCGGCUUCAGGAUAUCUAGAUCCUUUCAACAGCUAUCCGUUAAAGUUGACUAGAACUGAUCAGAAUCUAAUACACCAUUUUGUCACCACAUACCCCGUGAUGAUGUAUAAAAUGGGUGAUGCGUACCAAGACAAUCCAAUCAAGGCGAUAUUCCAUCACUUAACCUUGCAGGAUCCAGUCCCUUUCCAGGCGAUGCUAGCCAUUUCCUCAAAACACCUAGCGGGUGCGGCGGGCCAGAAUGAGUCGGUUCAAUCACUCACCCACAAAAUGCGAGCUUUGAGGCUACUAAACGAGCGCCUUCAGCACGACGUAUGUGGGAAGCAUGAUGGUACAAUUUACGCGGCUGCAACUAUGGCCGUGAUCGAAAAAUGGUCCAAGGACCUAACUGUUGAACGCAUGCAUAAUCAAGGAAUCAGGCAAAUAGUGCGACGACGAGGUGGUAUGAGUGGUGUCAAGGCCAGCAGCCCAUUUUUGGAAUGUGUCUUAUAUUGGGUCGAUUUCAGUAGCGCUCCAAGGGCUAUCGUGGGGGCUAAUCUUCCAUGGACUGGCAAUAUUCCAGACACAGUACCAUCGACUCUUCCCUAUUUGUCCCCUGAACUUCGUAUUCCUCUGAGUUCAUUCGAUCAUUCUAUGGGCACAAACCCAGAGGAAAUAUCGAGUGUAUUGCGAGCAUGUGAAGAUUUCCUGACUUUCUUCCGCUCUCUCGAUGCGUUGCAAUACUCACUUAUUACCAACGCCCUUCCUAGCCCUCAAAGUUUUCGUCAGGGUCAAGACUUUCAACCACCAAGACUUAAUCUUUUUGGCCCAUCAACACCUCUAUAUUCUAUUCUUACCACGCUCCCUGAUUAUGACCAUGGAAUUCGUGACGUUCGCUAUAUCGACGAGUAUUCUUGCAUGGCCUGUCUACUGUAUCUCAACAUCGCAUUGUAUGACCAUUAUAUAGCCUCGUACAAUUUUGACCAUUACCUCGAGUGGGUCACAUUGGAGCUCAAAAAGAUCAAUCCACAUUCAACCCCUAGCAUCUCAUCGCUGCUGUGGAUAUUCUUGGGACACGGGGGAUAUAUGUCAACCGGACCUUCAGAUAAAGGAGAGAGAAGUUGGUUUGUAUCACGAAUGUUGCGGGUAGCCAAGAAACUGGAGUGGAAACGAUCUGGGACAUUAUGGGACAAACUACGCAGUGUUCUUCUUGGAUUCUUAACGUCGCACCAAGAAUGUGGAAUCGGAAGAGACGUGGUGAGCGAAGCAGAAUCUCUCGCCCGCCAAAACCGUCGUGGCUUGCUCUGGGAUGAAGAUGAAAUGCGGAGAGAAAUCUUAGGACCUCUAUACACCGGACCUCCGGUUUAUUCUAUCGCUUCCACCUGUGCAGACCACAUACUACAGCCAUCAACACCUCCUGGUGACGUAUCAUCAGGUUUGAAAUUGUCAUAAAUCAAGCGACCAACUUUAUAUUUUCGCGGUUCUCCAUUCUCAGCAUGCUAUCAUCUUUAAUUUCACUAUCAAUAUGUCAGAUGUUUACCACGUGAGGGACAGCGGUAUGACAUGUAUAGUAUAUUAUAUUUGAUCAGCCUUCUUGUUCUAUAGCAUUUUUAUUCGCAGGAGUCCUAAAGCGACACCACACAAAAUUGUAUAUGCUUGAUGGUAACUAGCAAUUUGAUUCCCCUG
Molecule: messenger RNA, 2229 nt
Organism: Histoplasma capsulatum G186AR
Lineage: Eukaryota; Fungi; Ascomycota; Eurotiomycetes; Onygenales; Ajellomycetaceae
Exons: 4
Coding region: 1-1995 (664 amino acids)
Source: RefSeq, a predicted model, not a curated record